Molecule: messenger RNA, 2846 nt
Organism: Morone saxatilis (striped sea-bass)
Lineage: Eukaryota; Metazoa; Chordata; Actinopteri; Moronidae
Gene: hyal2a
Product: hyaluronidase 2a
Exons: 4
Coding region: 519-1934 (471 amino acids)
Biological process (GO): carbohydrate metabolic process; hyaluronan catabolic process
Molecular function (GO): hyalurononglucosaminidase activity; hyaluronoglucuronidase activity
Source: RefSeq, a predicted model, not a curated record
UGUCGGCACACUUUAAAUAACCACCCACGAAAAAACACGAUUAAACCAACUCCUGCGUGGACUCCUCUUACACCUGAAGUCACGUGCAGGUUUAAGGUGAAGGAAGACGUCGCUGUAGCGUAUCAGACACGCUGAGUGAGUUGUUAGGAUGUCCGGUUGGUUUCGCCGAUCCCCCCCUCUUUCUCAGGCUGAAUGGAACAUCCUGAAAGUAGUUUGGCUCUCGGAGCAGGAGAGUAGAGACUGACAACAUCGCAGGGGGUAGCUUCAUUUCUCUUCCCUUUACCGACCGCGGGCAGCCCCGAGAGCGGAGGUUAGAGGACACGUACUGGCUACCCAACCCCGUCGUCUUUUUCUUGCUCAAAAGCAAUGUUCAUUUUGAUUUUCUCCAAUUUGUUUUGAGGGGAAGCACAAGCGCGUCUUGAAGUAGCUUCUGGGUCUUUUUUUUUGGGAAUGCUUCCUCAGUCUGCCAGUAAAGAGCAGAGAGUGACAGUCCUGUCUGUCAAUUCACAUCUGAAGACAUGUUGUACUGGACUCUGCCUGACUGGAAACUACUGCUGCUGACUGUACUUCUGUGGGACCGCCUCUGUGCUUUGGGGCUGAAACCCACGAGAUGGCCACUGUAUUCCCAAAAGCCUCUGCUCCUGGCUUGGAAUGCCCCGACUGAGGACUGUGUCCCGCGGCACGGUAUUCGCUUUCAGCUGGACAAUUUCCAGAUCGUGGCCUCACCCAAUGAGGGCUUUGUCAAACAGAACCUCACCAUUUUCUAUAAGGACCGCUUGGGCUGUUACCCCUACUUCGAGCCAGACGAGACGCCGGUGAACAAGGGGCUGCCGCAGUUGGCCAGUCUCACAAAGCACCUGGAGAAGAUGCCGGAGGGAGUUCAGAAGUAUAUACGGGAACCGGGUGCCAAGGGUCUGGCAGUUAUUGACUGGGAGGAGUGGCGCCCACUCUGGAUACGUAACUGGGAAACCAAAGAUGUUUACCGCAGACAUUCUCGUGAGUUGGUGCGUCAGAAGAACCCAACGUGGCCUCCGGAGCAGGUGGCAAAAGUGGCCCAGCAGGAGUUUGAGAUGUCUGCCAGGAAGUUCAUGCUCGAGACGCUGAAGUACGCCAAGAACCUGAGGCCCAACCAGCUGUGGGGUUUCUACCUGUUCCCCGACUGCUACAAUCACGACUACAGGCGCACUCUGGAGAGCUACACGGGCCGCUGUCCAGAUGUGGAGGUGGCCCGCAAUGAGCGGCUGAAGUGGUUGUGGACUGAGAGCACGGCCCUCUUCCCCUCCAUCUACAUGGCCACCGUGCUGCGUUCGUCGGCAUCCGGACGGCAGUUUGUCCGGAACCGAGUGAAGGAGGGGAUGCGUUUGGCAUCAUCAGGCGACGGGUUGGCACGUCCUGUCUUUGUGUACACCCGGCCCACCUACGCCAACUCCCUGGAACAGCUGACAGAGACCGACCUCGUCUCCACCAUCGGGGAGAGUGUGGCUUUGGGAGCAGCGGGAAUCAUCCUGUGGGGAGAUGCCACCUAUGCAAGCAGCAAAAACAGCUGCUCUGACCUGGACGUGUAUCUGCGGGGUCCGCUGGGUAAAUACCUCCUCAACGUCUCCACGGCAGCAGAGCUAUGCAGCCAGACCUUGUGUGCUUCUCACGGCCGCUGCCUGCGCAAAGAUCCAGACAGCGAUGUUUACUUGCAUCUGAACCCCUUCACCCACAGCAUCACCGGUGGGACCGGCAAGCAGACGGUCGCCGGUGAGCUCGGCGAAGCAGAGAAAAUGACUUUUCAAACAGAGUUUCAGUGCCAGUGCUACAGCGGCUAUCAGGGAGAGGGCUGCGAUCAGAGAGGGGUACGAUCUCAAGCCACCAGUCCAUCAGUGCAGCAAUGUGUGAUCUCACUCAUGAUCUCUCUGCUCCUCUGCUACCACGCAGAAAUACUGUAGACACAGCUGCAAUUUAGGUCUAAACACACCAAGUUGUGAAUUUUGAGGAAUGAGUAGUGUCGUUUGAUUUCUUUUAAUUGCUGUAAAUGGAUGACACAAAGUGAAAUUUUAUAAGAAACACUGUGGAAAUUGCAAAGAUAUAUUUGUUUAAAACUUUUUAACCUAUUUUUAAACAUCAGAGGGCUCGCUGGAAAUGACCUUGUUUACAUUUUGCUCUCAGUUUCCUCUCAGUCACUGUUUCCCAAUGUGUCUAGUUCCAUGUUUCUCAUAGAGAGAAAACCUUUUUGGGGGAGAAAUGUGAUGAAUGAGUUGACGUUUGUCAGGAGCCGUGUGGUGAAAGUGCAAUUGAUGCACUUAAAUCUGGUAAUAGCACAAUGUAUCCGAAGUGCCUGAUCUUUUCUCAACAUGACCUCUCUGGAUCUAGUUACAGUAUUACUAUUUAUUUGAAUGUAUUGUUAGGUGUUUUAUAUGAUAUUUUCUUAUUUCUAUCUCCAAAACAUGACUACUAGUUUUCUUUUAAACCCUACAGUAUUAUUCAGUAUAUGCUAAAAAAGUAACAGCUCAUUCUGUAUUUCAGCAGCUAGAUGAGAAGCACAAACUUAUCUCUUAUGACGGAGGGUCCCACACAAGCAUAAAGGCUUGGCAGCGUUGUCAUAUCUGGGACUCUAAUAGAUCUUGUGGGUCUACGUUUGUGUUAAAUGACAUGAGGCAUCCUUCAGAAUUGGGUUGGCAUUGCACCGUGCUUCACUUGUAUUGCUGAUCUUAUUCUCCUCGGAUCAGCCUCUAUACAUUUUGCUGUGUGAAGUCAUCAAGUUUUUCCAUCACAGUAUGUUCCACAGUUUCACUCACGUGCCUUUCUUUAUGUUGUUUGCAGAUUUGACUUUUGUCUUAGUAAAUAAACUUCUUUGUUGA